CUUAUUACUGUAAUUAUUGCCUUUAAUAAGGUACAGUAUUAUAAACUAUCGUUUAUAGUGAGCAAUAAUAUAAUGUAUAGAAAUAAAAAAGCUGGCCGGGAUCGGGCCAAUAUAAUAAUGGGGAUGAUCGAUGUGAAUUCAUGUGAUUGAGCAAUAUGUAUGGAUGUACUUGGUUCGCAUAGGAAAUUGAUCAAAUGAAAUGAGCAUGAUGAUGAAGAAGAAGUCAAAGGAGAAUGGUCAUAAAUGUGAGUUGGCUGAAGUGCGGCAGCGCGCCACAUACGUAGCAGAAGCAAGUUGCGGGUGCUGCGUACUGUGUACGGCCAUUUGCUUCGCCUUGGUGGUGCCCAUCUUCCUAGCCUCCUUACCCUCCUACUCCGUCAACUACAUCCACUUGCCUGCGCCACCACCCGCCGCCGCCCCCGCCCUAAACAGGACCACAGGCGUCGUCAUCAUAGGUAAUAACAAUAACAAUAAUAAUAACAACAGCCGCCGUCUCUUCUUCUCUCUCCGCCUCCACAACAAGAUGAAGCUGAUGAGUGUUAAGUACGACGAUCUUCAGCUCAGCUUCUUCUUCGGCGGCAUGCCCAUAGGCAACGCCACGCUGCCUGGUUUUGAGCAGCCUCGUGGGCACACCACUUCUAAAGCCGGGACGGUGUACGUAGUUGAUCCGCCGCAGGGACCAGUGUUGCUGGAGGCUGCAGCAGAGGCGGCGGUCGUUCUCCGGGUGGAUUUGGUUACUGUGGUAAGGUACAAGUCAUUGUUCUGGUACGGGAAAAGGCGCCCUUUCACCGUCUCAAAUACUGCCAUCCUCCCCCCCAUAAAUUGAUUGCUCAACCAGAGAGAUGGAUAGAUAUAUUGCCACCGGCCGGCCGGAAUUAAGGUCGGCGAUCCAUGCCCCAUCACAUAUCUCAAGCCUCCUCUUUAGUGGUUAAAUGCAUAAACGGC
Messenger RNA from Cuscuta epithymum, 945 nucleotides. Lineage: Eukaryota; Viridiplantae; Streptophyta; Magnoliopsida; Solanales; Convolvulaceae. The record is from the annotation of a GenBank genome assembly.